Cornus florida is the source of this 2939-nucleotide messenger RNA. Its product is annotated as two-component response regulator-like PRR37. The record is from RefSeq and is a predicted model, not a curated record. Gene Ontology annotation, biological process: phosphorelay signal transduction system; cytokinin-activated signaling pathway. NCBI's taxonomy places the organism in Eukaryota, Viridiplantae, Streptophyta, Magnoliopsida, Cornales, Cornaceae. Gene Ontology annotation, molecular function: protein binding. Bases 307 to 2640 code for a protein of 777 amino acids. The transcript has 11 exons.
CCCACCUCUGUCCCUCUCUUACUUUCUCUCUCUACUAUGUAUAAUCUUUUAGCUUCGGAAAUUCUAAACCAGUCAAGCUUUUUCUGCAAUAGGAGGAGAAAAUUUGAAACGGUUCAGACUCGUGUAUCGAUGUUAAAACUUUGCUUCGAAGUUAUUGAUUUUAGACUCGAAUGUUUCUGAUCUAGUGUUGUCAAGCUUGAUCGAGCUCGUUCAUUUAAAGAGGUUGAUUUCUGAAGAGAGAAUUUUUUUCUUGUACCAGUCCAAUUUCGUGCAUUUCCUUACCGCGGGUAUAUCUGAAUCUGGUUGAUGGGGCCUGUUCCAAUAAACAAUGAUGUUGCCAGUGAUACGGAUUUGGCAGGAUGGAGUAAUUGCUCAUGGGACGGGAAAAAGGUCGUUAGGAAUGUAGUUGAGGGUGAGGUGCGAGGCUUUGGUUCAUCUGAGGAAGAUGAGUUGAGGACUAAAAAUGGAUCAGAAGGGGUAAUUCAGGUCUCUGCUGGUGUGCAAAAAUCGGGAUCUCAAGGUCCUCUAGUACAUUGGGAGAGGUUUUUGCCGUUUAGGUCUCUGAAGGUUUUGCUGGUGGAAAAUGAUGAUUGUACUCGUCAUGUUGUCAGUGCUCUACUUCGUAACUGCAGUUAUGAAGUUACUGCUGUUGCAAAUGGUCUGCAAGCAUGGAAAAUCUUAGAAGAUUUGACUAAUCAUAUUGAUCUAGUCCUAACUGAGGUAGUCAUGCCUUUCUUCUCUGGAAUUGGUCUUUUAUGCAAGAUAAUGAGCCACAAAACUUUCAAGAAUAUUCCUGUGAUUAUGAUGUCAUCACAUGAUCCUAUGAAUUUAGUAUUCAAGUGUUUGUCAAAGGGUGCUGUUGAUUUUCUAGUGAAACCGAUUCGAAAAAAUGAACUUAAAAACCUUUGGCAGCAUGUUUGGAGGAGAUGUCACAGUUCUAGUGGUAGCGGGAGUGAAAGUGGCACACAGACAACAAGAUCUGCAAAGUCAAAAAGUAAUGAGUCUGAAAAGGACACUGGCAGCAGUGAUGAGCGUGAUAACGGGAGUAUAGGUCUUUGUAUUCGGGAUGGAAGUGACAAUGGAAGUGGCACUCAGAGUUCUUGGACAAAACGAGCAGCUGAAGUUGAAAGUCCACGGCCAAUAUCACCAUGGGAUCAAUUGGCUGAUGUUCCUGAUAGCACUUGUGCCCAAGUCAAUCGUACGGAGACUGAAACAUUGAGCAGCAGGUGGGUGCAUGUUACAGAAACAAAACAGUGCCUAGAGCAGGAUAAACAACUUGACAAAGUUGCAAUGGGCAAAGACUUGGAAAUAGGCAUGUGUAGAGAUCCAGAUUCACAAUUAGAGUACCAUAAGUUUUCAACGCAACCUGGCAGCAAAAGGCAGGAUAAGUUAUCCAGAGUAGACAGUAAGGUGUUGGAGAAAGAGCAGUUGGAAAACGAAAGCGAGAAUAUAAGUGGCAAACUAAGGGACUAUGCUGCGAAUCUAAUAUGUGCUGUGGGAAGUUGUACAGACCAACAGGUGGAGAGCAGAGACAUUGAUGCUUCCAGUGGGCUUCCUGAUACCUCACAAAUCAAAGAUAAAGCUAGCAGUGAUUCUAGAGAAUUGCCAUCUCUUGAGCUAACUUUAGAAAGGAUGAAAAGAGGAGAUAUAGGCACCAGUGCGCAUGACAAUCACAAUGUUUUGAGACAUUCAAACCUGUCAGCAUUUUCAAAAUAUUACACUGUUUCUUCUGCUAAUCAGGCUCCGACCGGGAAUGUAGGUAGCUGUUCUCCACUGGAUAACAGCUCAGUUGCAGUAAAGACAGAAAGAAUGCACAGUUUGAAUUGCAAUCCUACUCAUCAGCAGUCGAACGGGUCUAGCAACAAUAAUGAUACGGCCUCCACCACUAAAUAUGUUCACAAGCAUGAAGCUUUCAGUGACAAGACAGAAUCCAUAUCAGCAUUUAAGUGUUCCAAUACCUCCAUGUUCCAAACUGCACAGAAUGGUCGUAUUUGUGCAGAGAAACCAAUACAUGUGAGGACAGUUGAUGAGGCAGUCGGCACAGAUCAAGCACAAGAAAGAGGAUCAAACAAGCGGAUUAAAGUGCAGCACCACCAUCACCACUACCACCAUUACCACCACCACGUCCACAACAUGCAGCAUCAGCCAGAGUCAGAUCAUGAUGAUCUCUCACUCAAGAUGGCAGCAGCUGCUCCACAAUGUGGAUCAUCGAAUAUGCUUGGAGGGCCCACUGAAGGUAGUGCUGGAAAUUACAGUUUCAAUAAGAGUGCUUCAGGGAGUAAUCAUGGGAGCAAUGGGCAGAAUGGUAGCACAGCUUUAAAUGCUGGAGUGGCAAACAUAGGAAGUGACAAUGGUGUAGCUGAGAACAGUGGAAUCGUUGGCAUUAGUGGGAGUGGGAGAAUCAGUGGGAAUGAAGCUGAUGAAGAUCGACUUGCACAAAGAGAAGCUGUCUUGACCAAAUUUCGUCAGAAAAGGAAAGAGAGAUGCUUUGGAAAGAAGGUCCGAUACCAAAGUAGGAAAAGGCUGGCAGAACAGAGGCCUCGUGUGAGGGGACAGUUUGUGCGACCAACAGGGUCCGAUACCACAGCAGGAAAAGACAGCAGGCAGGAUAACAUCAUGUCCGAGGAGGGACUCUCCUAACAACGGACAAUUACACUAGACGGGAUUCAGAUCUGCUUCUCCUGUCCAUGUACCUGAUAGUGCAUAUGGAUAAGUGUACAUGAGAUUAGCACUGGUUGUGCAUGUGGUUAUGUGAUGGAGUAUUUAGGUUUACCUAGAAAUGUGUGAAAUUAGGUAUGUGUAACUUGUGUUUAAAAGAUUGAUAACGAAACCCUUGAUGUGUAAACUCUAUGGGGGGAGUGGUUACUCUUAAAAAAACGUCCCUCCCUCUUGCUACAACUGUCAUGUUGUAUUUUUAUAUGAAAGCCUUUUUGAUAAAA